AUGGGCAUGAAUUUCUGGCACUCGACGCACUAUUUGUACUGGAUGAAGGAUGUGAGUAAAGCCGACCUGCGCAAGAGGAACCCGCUGGACCGCAAGCACCUGACGGACGAUGAGAUCGAUAGUAUCCAUCUCGCGAACAUUUCUCUGCUGGAGGAGAUCGGACCCCGACUACGGGUUCGGCAGAUCAUCAUCUACACUGCAAUUAUCUUCUAUCGUCGGUUCUAUCUGACGCAAAGUUUCGUCAACUUCGAUCCGCAUCUAGUGGUUGGAACGGUGUUCUUCCUUGCCUCUAAAGUGGAGGAAAGUCAGUUGUCAUUGACCACCGUGACGUCGGUUCUUCACCAUUAUACCUCGAAUGGCGUGGACGAAGACGAGUCCAUGUACACGUUUCAAGACAAGGAUAUCCUUGAGUGCGAGUUUCACGUGAUCGAAGCACUGCAGUUCGAUCUGAUCUUGCACCACCCGUUCCCGUCUCUUCUCCAGCUUUUGGACGAGUUCGACAUUCAUGAAGAAUGUCUCCAUCUCGCAUGGCAAUUAGUACAAUACUCGUACCGGACUCACAUAAUUAUUCUGUACCCGCCAUUCAUGGUGGCGUACGCAGCCGCUUACAUUUCGUGUCGAGAUGCAGGCUACGACGCUGCACAGGUGUUUGCUACGGUGAAUAUCAAGCAGGAAUUGCUACUGAAAAUUGUCGGCGAGUUUCAAGAAGCAGUAGAGGACGAGAAGAAGCUGUUUGUGGUGCAAGCCGCAGCUCUAGAGCGACUGGACGAGAUCAUCCCGGAUGCCGUCGCGGCUGAGACCGAGGUCACCCCCAAUGCGUCAGCAGAGAAGUGA
Peronospora matthiolae is the source of this 834-nucleotide messenger RNA. The record is from the annotation of a GenBank genome assembly. NCBI's taxonomy places the organism in Eukaryota, Oomycota, Peronosporomycetes, Peronosporales, Peronosporaceae.